Messenger RNA from Ilex paraguariensis (yerba mate), 426 nucleotides. The record is from the annotation of a GenBank genome assembly. NCBI's taxonomy places the organism in Eukaryota, Viridiplantae, Streptophyta, Magnoliopsida, Aquifoliales, Aquifoliaceae.
AUGGAGGUUCACCACAGUGGUGAAUUUAGGGAGAAGCCAAACAAGGUUUAUGUUGGAGGACAAAUGGAUUACAUAGAUGACUUGAUGUUGCUUAUUGAAAUGGAUGAUAUAGCCUUUAUUCUUGGAUAUGCUCCAUACAUUGGAUAUUAUUACAGAAUUCCUGAUGGUAUUAAGUUAGUGGAGAAUCAUCAGGUUGAUGGUGAUUUCUCAGUUGAUAAAGGGAAAAGGGUAGCAUCAGAGUGUGAUGAAUUAGAUAGUGAAUACCAACCUGACUUUGAAUCUAGUGAGUAUGAUAUGUUGGUUGACAGUGAUUAUGAAAGUGAGUAUGAUGACAUGUUGUAUGAUAGUUACGUUGAUAAGGAAGCUGAAUGGACUGGUUUGAAGAGUAAUAGGCUGAAAGAAACAGAAACAGACAAAGGGCAAUAG